This is a messenger RNA of Emericellopsis atlantica, 1573 nucleotides long. RefSeq lists its product as uncharacterized. The transcript is spliced from 2 exons. The record is from RefSeq and is a predicted model, not a curated record. NCBI's taxonomy places the organism in Eukaryota, Fungi, Ascomycota, Sordariomycetes, Hypocreales, Bionectriaceae. The coding region runs from base 277 to 1098 and encodes 273 amino acids. Gene Ontology annotation, molecular function: oxidoreductase activity, acting on NAD(P)H, oxygen as acceptor. Gene Ontology annotation, cellular component: intracellular anatomical structure.
UCGCCCUCCCCGAGUCCCUCAUCCACGCCAGCUGCCUGACCUAGGGUCAUCGAGCGCUUCACGGAGUGAGUGGCCCUUGGGCGCUCGGGGUAUUGUUCGACGGCCAAGAACGGGGCAAGAAGAAGCUACCCAUCUUCUUCACAUAUCUCAUGAUACAUGCUAUCUACUAUAACAGCACAGCGAGCCAUGUCGUCUCUCGCCUCGAUGCUCAACAUCGCUCCUCAGCCUGCCUAGCCCGACUGCCUGUGCUUCUCAGCCCUACAUCACAAAGCAACCAUGUCCGCCAACAAUCCCGUGUCCAUCCGCGCGCCCAACCCGCCCGUCGAGGACAGUGUCUUCAAGUCCCUGCGUCUCGACGGCCGCACCGUGAUCAUCACAGGCGGCUGCGGUGGCAUCGGCUACGAGAUUGCACGCGGUCUCGCCGAGGCGGGCGCCAACCUCGCGCUGUGGUACUACUCGUCCCAGCAGUCGACCACGCUCGCCGCCAAGAUCACAGCCGACUUUGGCGUCAAGGUGGAGACAUACCAGGUCGACAUCCGCGACCACCAAGCCGUCGAGGCCGCCGUCGCGCGCGUCGUGGCCGACUUUGGCCGUCUGGACGUCCUGAUCGCCAACGCAGGCGUGCCGACCAAGGCGGGGGGUCUCGACGACCGCGUCGAGGACUGGGACCGCGUGCGGGCCAUCGACUUUGACGGGACGUACUACUGCCUCCGGGCGGCGGGUCGCGUCUUCCGCGCGCAGGGCCGGGGCGUGGCGGUGGUGACGGCGAGCAUGAGCGGGCACGCGGCCAACGUGCCGCAGGAGCAGAGCUGCUACAACGCGUGCAAGGCCGGGUGCAUCCACCUGGCGCGGUCGCUGGCGGUGGAGUGGGCGAAAUGGGGCGGGCGCAUCAACUCGGUCAGCCCGGGCUACGUGGACACGGCCAUCUCGGGGGAUUGCCCGUGUGCGAUGAAGGAGGAAUGGUUUGCGCUGACGCCCCUGCGCCGGGACGCGGACCCGAGGGAGCUCAAGGGUGUGUAUCUGUACCUGGCGAGCGAUGCGUCUAGCUACACGACGGGGGCGGACUUUGUGGUGGACGGGGGGUACACGGCGAGGUAGACUGCAGAGCAAGAGAUGAACAUGAAGAUGGCUCAGUGCGAGUAAUGUGCAUUGAUUGUACGUAGCUUCGUCCAUUGAAGGCUACGUGGCAAAUACCUGCAUACUAGUAUUACAAACGAGGUAAGGACGCAGUUAGACCUUCUCAUGGUGACUGGCCGGCGCCACCUCCUCCAGCUUGCCGUCCUGGGCCGCCCUGACCCUCUCGUCGUGCUCGGCAUCCUCGCCGUCAAAGACGCGGGCAAUCUCCUCGAGGCUGUAGCCCUUUGUCUCGGGGAAGAGAAAGUAGGUGACGGCGAAGAAGACGACGAGAAGGACGCAAAAGACAAUGUAGUACCGCCAGCCAAUAUUGUCCAUGCCAAUGGGGUUGGCAAAGGCGGCGAUGAUGAGGGAGCCGUAGAUGGCAAAGAGCUCGACGGCGAUGCCCUUGGAGCGGAGGGAGUAGGGGAAGAUUUCGGUGGGAUAGCCAAAGAGGAGU